AUGUUUUCCUUGGUAGAAUUCGAUAAUGGAGAUAUGUAUGUAUACCCUUCAUCUAAAGUCCAAACUAUUGAAGGUGCAGUAGUGACAGUGAGCCAUAAGGGCAGAGGUAAAUACAGAGCUAGACUGCUCUGUGAAAAUAUUGAUGAAACAUUUUUAAAUAAUCUCAAGGAUGACAUCGAGAACAAACGAUUGUACAUUUCAAUAACAGCUGGAGAAUAUCAUAGCUUUGAUCGUUCAUUUGUGAGAAAAUGCUUAUUCGAGCAAAAUACUCCACAGGCUAUUCCAAAUGAUUCAUUUGAACAAUUUAACCAAGAAUUAGAAAAUAAUCAGGAAAGUUCUUUAAGCAGAGAUUAUGAAAUAAUUGAGAAGAUUUAUGAUAAGAAUGAUCAAGAUAUUGAUUCAUAUGAUCAUGAUGACAGUGGAUCAGAAUGGCUACCAGAUGAAGAACAGGAACAAGAACAAUGGGAUGUCCUAUUUGGAGAUUCAAAAGUCUCAUCCAUAUCAUCAGAGAAUGCAUCGACAUAUAAAACUGAAAUGGAAGAUCAAUCAUCUGUUCCUGGUAUUACUAGUAUAUUUACAUCAGUAAUCGUGGAAGACUACCGAUGUCCAUCUGAUAUCGUCCGGAGUAUUUCGACUAUCCCUGUGGUACUUGCUGAAGCUGAAACAUCAUCAUCAUCAGUACCUGAUCAACCUGUUCAAAAAAAGAUAAGUGCAAAAAAACACAGUUGCCUGUUUUGUGGCACAUUGGUCGUCAAUUUGCCUAGACACUUGAGAUCUAUGCAUAUGGAAGAGGAAAGUGUGAAAGCUGCAGUUGAUGCUUCAACAAAAUUUUUGCAAGGAGAAAGGAAUCCGAAAUACAGAAACCACACUGCAUUUGAAGAAUUGAGGAAACGUGGCGAUCACCACUACAAUUAUAUAAAUAAUUGUGAAAAUAUUAUUCCUGUCAGGAAUUCUCCUAAACCUGAUCAAACUUCCUAUGUUUGUUGUCCUCUAUGUAAAGGCUUUUACUCACAUAAAUCUUUCAAGGGCCACUUCAGAAAUUGUCGAAUGAGGACAGAAAAAAAAGAUUUACUUCUCACUAUUACAAAUGCAAUGGGUGAGGCAAGAGUCAACGGUCGAGCAGUUAACAAAAAAGCUUCACCAGAACUCAUCAAAUACUUUUUUCCUUAUUUUACGAAACCAGCUCAAGCUGAAAUAUUAUUCAAAGAUGAUACUGCUGUAGAAUAUGGGAAUAAGUUAGUUACGAAAUAUUAUAGAACUAAUGCAGGUGGUAAACAUCACAUACAUAUCGCUUCUCAAUUAAGACUUCUUGCAGAUAUUUUUAUUAAUGCCAAAGUCAUUGAUACCAAUAUAAGAGAUAUUGCAGAUCUAUUACAUCCAAAGCACUAUGACAACAUAAUCAAAGCCAUCCAAUUACGAUGUGGUUACAACAAUGGUAUAUUCAAAUCACCUACAACUGCUAGCAAUUGUUGCACAUUACUUCUCAAAGUAAGCAAAUUUCUCAAAUGUGAGGCAAUAAAACGCAUUGAUAAUAUUGCCGAAAAGAGAUAUGCAAACUUUGAAUACCUCUUAGCAAAUAGCCAGAACCAUGAUAUAACAAGACAAGCACAAGAUAACAAAACACAAUUUCAACGACAAAAAAAGGAGAUUUUGCCUUCCACUGAAGAGAUCAAUGGUUUACUGAAAGUACUCGAUAUAGAAGUGACCUCAGCAUAUGAAAAGGCUUGUUCCAAUUUCGACCCAGAGAGUUAUACUGCCCUAGCGAAGGCCUCCUUGGCAUACUUAUUAGUAUUCAAUAGGAAGCGGCCUGGUGACGUUGAAAAGACACAAUUACUGGAAAUUCGUAGCAUGGCAAGAGUUGAUCAAGAACAUUUAUUGAAAUUGCCUGGUGAUGAUAAGAAACAUGCAGAGCAAUUUGCCAGAUACAUCACUCAAGGAAAACUCAAUAAAAAGGCAUCAAAUUUAAUCCCGAAAAAAGUUGAGCAAGCUAUUGAUCUCCUUGUACAAAAACGUAAUGAAAUUGGGAUACCAACUGAGAAUCAAUACUUAUUUGCUCGGAUAGGAUCAAGUUCUACCAGGUUGCCAUACUUCAAAGCUGAUGAAGCACUGAAGCUCAUCUGUCAACGCAACGAAUUGAAUUAUAAUAGGCUCAAUGCUAACAAACUGCGAAAACAUUUGGCAACAUGUACGGCAAUGUUAUCAUCUAAUGUUCAAAAUAUCAUCAGUGACUUCAUGGGCCAUACAAUGGCUGUACAUCAGAAUGUUUAUCAACAAAAACAGGCACAUACUGACAUUGUAGUCAUGGGGAAAGUGCUGUUGGAGGCUUCUGGUGUAUCUCAAAAUGAUAACUUGGCACCUGUUAUCCCAGAUAAUAAUGAUCCGGGAAUAGAGAGGUUAUUAUCAGAUUGGCGUAAUGAUGACGUUGGUGCUGAUCUGUCUAGUGCUUUCAACGAACAGGAUCUACCUGGCUCAUCUAAAACCCAUCUCGUUUUAGAUGAUCACGAAACCCUUCGAGACGAGCCGUUCGAACUUUCCACUAUUCUGGAAGAAUCAAAUAACAAUGUGGAAAUCAAGAGUGAAAGUCGUUGCGAACCGAAACGGAAAAUAUUGAAAACUAUCUCCAUUCCGAGGCGUACUUGGCGAACUCCGGAGAAGAGAGAAAUUCGAAAUCUCUUUAAGGAAUACAUACAAGAUCUCAAGGUGCCACCAAUACAUGAGGUACAAGAUAUACUGGUCAAUAAGGCCCCUCAUAUAUCUAGAAAUAUAACGAAGGUUCGCAGUUGGAUACACGCUGAAAUCAACCGAAUAAAAAAACAAAGGUGCGGUAUUCGAGUACAACGCUGGACAACACCGGAAAGACACAAAGUGAGGGAUCAUUUCAGAACAUAUUUUGAUGGAUUCAAAGAGACUUUCAAUCGAAAUUAUCCAUCCAAUGAAGAGCUCAAUGAAGCCAUUAAAACUAUCCCAGAGUUCAAAAACAAAAGUGCUGCUUUAUUGAGAUCAAAAAUCCAACAUGAGUUCAGAGAUAUCGAGCGACUUCAACAUACGGAACUAGAAGCAGAAACUUCAUUUAGUUCUGAAUCAUCUUAA
Molecule: messenger RNA, 3090 nt
Organism: Phaedon cochleariae (mustard beetle)
Lineage: Eukaryota; Metazoa; Arthropoda; Insecta; Coleoptera; Chrysomelidae
Source: the annotation of a GenBank genome assembly